Molecule: messenger RNA, 3529 nt
Organism: Arvicola amphibius (Eurasian water vole)
Lineage: Eukaryota; Metazoa; Chordata; Mammalia; Rodentia; Cricetidae
Product: short transient receptor potential channel 2-like
Exons: 13
Coding region: 1-3159 (1052 amino acids)
Biological process (GO): manganese ion transport; regulation of cytosolic calcium ion concentration; calcium ion transmembrane transport
Cellular component (GO): membrane; cation channel complex
Molecular function (GO): inositol 1,4,5 trisphosphate binding; store-operated calcium channel activity
Source: RefSeq, a predicted model, not a curated record
AUGCUGGGAGAGCCAAGGGAGAGACAGACGGGGAGUUCAAGCCUUCGGGGUAGCUGCAGCCAUGGAUCCCCUUUCGGUAAGAGACCCUUGCUGCCCUCCCCUCCCCAUCCUGAUCCCACGACUCACUGCCCAUGGGGAUUCAGGGACAGCCUAGCUGCUGGACAAGUAGUAGAUACCACCAUGUGGAUGGGAGACCCCCAUCGCCCUGAUCCUGGGCCCAAAGAAAAGAGCACUGAGGACCAGACGGUGCCUGGAGAAGAAGUGCCUUCCGGGCAGAGGCGAAGAGAGUGGUUGAUGGAGGGGAGCACAUUAGCGGCCUGUGUGGAGCCCGGCUUAGAGACCCUCCGCGUGGGCUUCAGAGAUGAAGUCUACAGUCUGGGAACUAGAUUCUUGCCGGGUUCUGUGUGCUUGGGUAGGGGUAGAGGCCAGAAGGUAGGUGAGGAAAGCCUCCAAACUAAGGAGCUUGGGAACUCAGAGCACUGUCCUCUCCCCUCUGCCAUCCAGCCACAGCCCAGCUGGACUGAGAUUGUGAACAAAAAGCUCAAGUUCCCACCCACGCUCCUGGGUGCCAUCCAGGAGGGGCAGCUGGGUCUCGUGCAGCAGCUGCUGGAGGCCGGCGCCGACACCUCCGGUGCUGGGCCAGGCGGGCCUCUGCGGAAUGUGGAGGAGUCCGAGGACCGCUCCUGGAGGGAAGCCCUCAACCUGGCCAUCCGCCUGGGCCACGAGGCCAUCACCGAUGUGCUGCUCGCCAACAUCAAGUUUGACUUCCGGCAGGUCCACGAAGCCCUGCUAGUGGCAGUGGACACAAACCAGCCAGCGGUGGUGCGUCGCCUACUAGCUCGGCUGGACCGGGAGAAGGGCCGAAAAGUAGACACCAAGUCUUUCUCACUAGCUUUCUUUGACUCGUCGAUCGACGGCUCCCGCUUUGCGCCUGGUGUGACCCCACUCACACUGGCCUGCCAGAAGGACCUGUAUGAGAUUGCCCAGCUGCUCAUGGACCAGGGCCACACUAUCGCUCGGCCCCACCCGGUUUCCUGCGCCUGUCUUGAGUGCAGCAACGCCCGCCGAUAUGACCUGUUAAAGUUCUCAUUAUCCCGAAUCAACACCUACCGUGGCAUUGCAAGCCGGGCUCACCUCUCACUGGCCAGUGAGGAUGCCAUGCUGGCUGCCUUUCAGCUCAGCCGGGAGCUCAAGCGCCUUGCACGAAAGGAGCCUGAGUUUAAGCCUCAGUACAUUGGCCUGGAGUCGCUCUGCCAGGACUAUGGCUUUGAACUGCUGGGCAUGUGCCGGAAUCAGAGCGAGGUCACUGCGGUGCUCAAUGACCUGGGUGAGGACAGCGAGACUGAGCCUGAGGCUGAGGGCCUGGGCCAGGCCUUUGAGGAAGGCAUCCCCAACCUGGCAAGAUUGCGGUUGGCUGUCAACUAUAACCAGAAACAGUUUGUAGCGCAUCCCAUCUGCCAGCAAGUUCUGUCUUCCAUCUGGUGUGGGAACCUGGCUGGCUGGCGUGGAAGCACCACCAUCUGGAAGCUCUUCGUUGCCUUUCUCAUCUUUCUCACCAUGCCCUUCCUCUGCAUUGGCUACUGGCUGGCGCCCAAGUCCCGGCUGGGCCGCCUGCUGAAGGUCCCAGUGUUGAAGUUCCUGCUGCACUCUGCCUCCUAUCUGUGGUUUCUCAUAUUCUUGCUGGGAGAGUCCCUGGUCAUGGAGACUCAGCUGAGCACCUUCAAAGGCCGCAGCCAGAGUGUCUGGGAGACUUCACUACACAUGAUUUGGGUCACGGGCUUCCUGUGGUUUGAGUGUAAGGAGGUGUGGAUCGAGGGCUUGCGCAGUUACCUCCUGGACUGGUGGAAUUUCCUGGAUGUGGUCAUCCUGUCACUGUACUUGGCAUCCUUUGCACUGCGCCUCCUGCUGGCUGGGCUGGCCUACAUGCACUGCCAGGAAGCCUCCGACAGCGCCACCUGCCACUACUUCACCGCUGCUGAGCGGAGUGAGUGGCGUACAGAGGACCCCCAGUUCCUGGCCGAGGUGCUCUUCGCCGUCACCAGCAUGCUGAGCUUCACCCGGCUGGCAUAUAUCCUGCCAGCCCACGAGUCACUGGGCACUCUGCAGAUCUCCAUUGGCAGGAUGAUCGACGACAUGAUCAGGUUCAUGUUCAUCCUCAUGAUCAUCCUGACUGCCUUUCUCUGUGGCCUCAACAACAUUUAUGUGCCGUACCAGGAGACGGAGCAGCUGGGCAAUUUCAACGAGACGUUCCAGUUUCUAUUCUGGACCAUGUUCGGCAUGGAGGAACACAAAGUGGUGGACAUGCCUCAGUUCCUGGUGCCUGAGUUCGUGGGCCGGGCCCUGUACGGCAUCUUUACCAUCGUCAUGGUCAUUGUGUUGCUCAACAUGCUCAUUGCCAUGAUCACCAACUCCUUCCAGAAGAUUGAGGAUGACGCUGACGUGGAGUGGAAGUUUGCUCGCUCCAAACUCUACCUGUCCUACUUCCGAGAGGGCUUGACGCUGCCCGUGCCCUUCAACAUCCUGCCCUCCCCGAAGGCUGCCUUCUACCUCGUCAGGAGAAUUUUCUGGUUCAUUUGCUGUUGUUCCUCCUGCUGCAAAGCCAAGAAGUCGGACUACCCCGCCAUCCCUACCUUUACCAACCCUGGGGCACGAGAAGGGCCUGGAGAAGGGGAGCGCGGGUCCUACCGCCUUCGCGUCAUCAAGGCCCUGGUGCAGCGCUACAUUGAGACUGCCAGGCGGGAGUUCGAGGAGACCCGCAGAAAAGACUUGGGCACCAGACUGACAGAGCUCACCAAGACUGUGUCUCGACUGCAAAGCGAGGUGGUCAGUGUGCAGAAGACUCUGGCAGCAGGUAGAGCACCACGGCCUCCCGAUGGCGCCAGCAUCCUCAGUCGCUACAUCACCCGCGUGCGCAACAGCUUCCAGAAUCUGGGUCCCCCCACCCCUGAGACUCCAGCAGAGCUGACCAUGCCAGGGAUUGUGGAAACUGAGGUCUCUUUAGGAGCUGGCCUUAAUGCUAUAGGAGAGGCGGAGACUCCAGCAUCAGGAGAGUCCAGCCACACCUCCCCUGCUCACGUGUUGGUACACAGGGAACAAGAAGCAGAGGAGGCAGGGGACCUGCCCCUGGAGGAAGGUCUGGAGACCAAGGGCAAGUCCUAAUACAACAGCAGGGUCUCUUCUGUCACCGAAUGCAGCAGCCUUGCUGGGUAAGCAUGGGUCUUGUAACAGAAGACCAUGGUGUUUCUUUGCCUUGGUAAACUUUCUGCUGUGCAAGUCAGGUAACAGUGGCCAUCUCUUGAUGUCCUAAGAUCUUUCUUUUCCUUUCCCUAAAAUGGACCCUAUGUGAGCAGGGCAGAGAGAAACAGCUUGCUUUGGGAGCUGGGGUUUAGAAUCCUACUUUGGAAUUCCUUAGGUAUUUAGUGAAAAGAGUUCUGGCCUAGGAGGCUGGAGGCCUGGGAGAUGAGAGACAAGGGAAACAGGAGACCUGAGUGUUGGGGGGACUGAGAGUGGGCCGGGGCUGGGAGUGGGG